This is a messenger RNA of Botrytis sinoallii, 399 nucleotides long. RefSeq lists its product as uncharacterized. The record is from RefSeq and is a predicted model, not a curated record. Lineage: Eukaryota; Fungi; Ascomycota; Leotiomycetes; Helotiales; Sclerotiniaceae. Bases 1 to 399 code for a protein of 132 amino acids. The transcript is spliced from 3 exons.
AUGAGUCUCAAGCUUCUGGAAGCUUUAGAAGGCGGGGCUCGGUCGGCUGGACGACAAACGCUUAGCUUUCAGGAGAAGCCAGUGACUAAAGGUUUGAAGGUGGACGCCGCUGUCGUGCUCGAUUUCAUGUUUAUCAUGAAGGAUCUCGAGAGUUUCGACAACAUCCUCAGUCAGACGACAGGGAGUGUCGCACCUGACCCAGGGGAUGAAGCCUUUCCGGGAAGUAAGAUCCUAGGACUCAUGUCAUUUUGGGGACCCGAUACAGUGUCAUUGUUUUGCCAGGAGCGAACUGAUAGAGUUUCAGUAAGGCUUGUGAAGGAAAACAAUAAACAUAUGUAUACACUUAUUCUCAAGAAUGGAAAUAAAGAAAGAUGCCAUGACCAGGUGGGAUCACUGUGA